This is a messenger RNA of Sinocyclocheilus grahami, 2237 nucleotides long. Its product is annotated as protein FAM69A. The record is from RefSeq and is a predicted model, not a curated record. Lineage: Eukaryota; Metazoa; Chordata; Actinopteri; Cypriniformes; Cyprinidae. The transcript has 5 exons. Bases 337 to 1623 code for a protein of 428 amino acids.
AAAAGCACAACAUUAGAUCGGCAGAAAUUGCGUACGCUUGCGCCCUUGACAUGCUGCUGUCUCGCUAUUUUAAAACAGCUGCACUUGAAAGCGUUAGCCGCUGGCUUGUCAACCAAGACGACUCGGAUAGCAUGAAUUCUUAAUAUAUAAAUUCUCACAGUAGCCUUCGUGGAGUCUAAUAAUAUGUAAGGAUAUCGGCUGGCCGUGAGCACCGUCCACGUCAUGUGUAGCGCGAGCCAAAUCACUUGAAGUUCGCUGUACAUUUCGGUUUUUUAUUCGGCUUACGGAGACUCUGCUCUUGAUAGCUGACAGUUUUUGAGAUGAUCAAUUUCUGCAAUGGCGAGGGGUCUGUUUUCACGGGCCUGGCUGUCAAAGACUUACCACUUUCAGGCUCGCCUGUCCUAUAUUCGAGUAAAGUAUCUCUUUCUCACAUGGCUUGCUGUGUUUGUGGGCAGUUGGGUUGUGUAUGUGCAGUACUCAACUUACACUGAGCUGUGCAGAGGACGCGAAUGCAAGAGCAUCAUUUGUGAAAGAUACAGCAAAGGUGUUAUUGAUGGCUCUGCCUGUAGCAGCCUCUGUGAAGAAAGCUCACUGUAUUUUGGAAGGUGCCUCUCCACCAAACCAAACAAUCAGGUCUAUACAGGCAGCUGGGGUGAUCAUGACGGUGUCAUCAAGUGUCAACUGAGUGACAUCCUGCACUAUGAGCUGGGAGAGGAGUUGGAGCCAAAAAAAGAGGUUGCACUCUUUGACAAACCCACUCGAGGAACCUCUGUUGAGAAGUUCAAAGAGAUGGUUGCCAGUCAUUUGAAGGCAAAAGUUGGAGAGCAAGCCAACCUCUCCAGUUUGGUAAGCAUGAUUCUUUCAGUGGCAGACAGCAAUAAAGACGGCCACAUCUCUCUGCCAGAAGCCAAGUCCACAUGGGCUUUGCUGCAACUCAACGAGGUUCUGCUAGUAGUGGUGCUCCAGGACCGAGACCACACACCUAGACUGUUGGGCUUCUGCGGGGACCUGUACGUGGUGGAGCGGGUGCCUCACACUCCCCUGUACGGGCUCAGCCUGCCGUGGCCCAUGGAACUUUGGAUUCCUACGGGCAUGCGGCGAAACAUGGACCAGUGGUUCACGCCUUCCUGGCCACGCAAGGCUAAAAUCUUUAUCGGCUUGCUGGAGCUUAUAGAAGACAUCUUCCAUGGUACCUUUGGGAGCUUCUUAAUGUGCGACAUGAGAGCCAGUACUUUUGGUUACACCGAUCGCCAUGACCUCAGGCUGGUGGACGGGCGGCGCGUAGUAGCUGAGGAGGCCUUCAAACAGGCCAUGAUCCUUCAGCAUUGCGAGGACGACGGGGACUGCGUCUAUGGUGUGGACUGUAGGACUUUGUGCGACCGCGCAGAACACCGCUGCACGGCUGAGGUGGCUCAGCCCAACCUGGCCAGGGCUUGCGGAGCACUGAAGGAUUACCUCCUACGAGGAGCUCCGGUCCAUCUACAGGAAGAGCUGGAGAAGCAGCUGUACGCCUGCAUGGCUCUCAAAGGUUCAGCCGAGCAGAUGGAAAUGGAGCACUCGCUCGUUCUCAAUAACCUCAAGACACUGCUAUGGAAACAGAUCUCACACACCAAUGACUCCUGAAGAGAAAUGAAGACUCACUGGUGACAACAUUCAGAUUCUUGAAUGUCUUCUGAAGCACUUCAGGCCAUUGUGAAUCUGGCUGGCGAUUAAAAUGCUGGUAGCAACGUGGCUGGAAAAUAGACUGAUGGCAAUAUUCAUUGCUGCCUUGAUACGGUUUAAGUUUUUUUAUGACGAAGGUAGAAUUAAAACCAUGAGGAGGAGGACUUAAGGAGUAAUGUUCACUUCUUAGUUUCGUGUUUUUUUUUUGUUUUCACACACAAUUGAUCAGUUGUCAUGUUUAUUUUACACUUCCUUCAGAUGUUAUGAAGGAGCAAAUGACCCUUAAUUUUGCAUCCAUUGUUGGAUGUUAACAUAGAAAGCUAAGGAAUGCACUAGCCACUGACUGUGGUUGUGUAAGUCUCCUAUUGUAAUGUUUGUCACAAGAGCACAGCAAAAAGAGCCAUAAAAGAAAUGAUUUUGAAAAUGGACAUAAUCAAAUGCCUUGAUAUGCAUGUUGCCAGUGAGUGUGCGUUUUUUAGUUUGAUUAUUGUGGGUGAAAAUACCUCAUUCCUUUUACUUGGACAAUUCUUGGAAAUGGUCAGACUAUGAUCUGAAGGUAACAGAUUGCAAUAAGG